AAUGACCUCCGUCCCCGGCAAACCGGGAGCUCCCAAAGCGGUCCCCGCCCAACCGGCCCCGGUUAAAGAGAUCCCCGACAUCCUGAUCGACCCCAAGUGCCGGAGGCGCUACCUGAGGGGUCGCUUCUUGGGCAAAGGCGGUUUCGCCAAAUGCUACGAGAUCACGGACAUGAACACGAAGGAGGUGUUCGCCGGGAAGAUCGUGUCCAAGUCGCUGCUCAUGAAGCCUCACCAGAAGGAGAAGAUGUCCUUGGAGAUCUCCAUCCACAAGAGCCUGAACCACAGCAACGUGGUGGGCUUCCAUGGCUUCUUCGAGGACGAUGACUUUGUGUAUGUGGUGCUGGAGCUGUGCAGGAGACGGUCUCUGCUGGAACUGCACAAGAGGAGGAAGGCAGUGACUGAGCCCGAGGCUCGCUAUUACCUGAGACAGAUCAUCCAGGGCGGCCAGUACCUGCACAGCAACCAUGUCAUUCACCGCGACCUCAAACUCGGCAACUUGUUCCUCAACGACGAGAUGGAAGUGAAGAUAGGUGAUUUUGGCUUGGCCACCACUGUGCAGUACGAAGGCGAGCGCAAGAAGACCCUGUGCGGGACCCCCAACUAUAUCGCCCCGGAGGUGAUCGGCAAGAAAGGUCACAGCUUCGAGGUUGACGUGUGGUCCCUGGGCUGCAUCAUGUAUACGUUGCUUGUGGGCAAACCUCCAUUCGAGACGUCCUGUUUGAAGGAGACUUACCUGCGGAUAAAGAAGAACGAGUACAGUAUUCCCAAGCAUGUAAACCCGGUGGCGGCCACCCUGAUCCAGAAGAUGCUGCGCUCGGACCCCUCCACCCGGCCCAGCAUCCACGAGCUGCUGGAGGACGAGUUCUUCACCAGCGGAUACCUCCCUGUGCGGCUGCCCACCACCUGCCUGACCAUGGCUCCCCGCUUCUCCCUCGCCCCUGGCGGCAUUGACACUGGUAUCAGGAAACCCCUGACUGAGCUCAACAAAGAUGGCCAGCUGAGUGAACGGCCAUGUAAACCGGACGAUGAUGAUGCGGGAGCCAGGGACACGGAGCCCAACGACUUCUACUUAGGAGACCUGAUGCAGCAGCUGAACAGCGUCAUCAUGGCUAAACCAUCGGAGAAGGUCGUCAUCCACCAAGAGGAGGCUGAGGAUCCUGCCUGCAUCCCCAUCUUCUGGGUCAGUAAAUGGGUGGACUACUCUGACAAGUAUGGUUUGGGUUACCAGCUGUGUGACAACAGUGUGGGAGUUCUCUUCAACGACUCCACUCGGUUGAUCAUGUACAACGAUGGGGAAAGUCUUCAGUACAUAGAGAGCAACAUGAGUGAGAGCUACCUGAACUUCCGCUCCUAUCCGCCCAGCCUCAGCAAGAAGGCCACUUUGCUGAAGUAUUUCCGUAACUACAUGAGCGAGCACUUGCUGAAGGCGGGAGCGAACAUCACUCCGCGGGAAGGAGACGAGCUGGCUCGCUUGCCCUUUCUCCGCAUCUGGUUCCGGACGCGCAGCGCCAUCGUCCUGCACCUCAGCAACGGCACCGUCCAGAUCAACUUCUUCCAGGAUCACACUAAGAUCAUCCUGUGCCCGCUGAUGAACGCAGUAACCUACAUCAACGAGCGGCGGGAGUUCCACACCUUCAAGAUGAGCCUGAUCGAGGAGCACGGCUGCUGCAGGGAGCUGGCCAGCCGGCUGCGAUAUGCCAGGAGCAUGGUGGAGAAGCUGAUGGCCACAAAGUCGGGAUCUCUGCGGGGAAGGGUGCCGGUGUGAGGUGGGGUGUCAGCCGUGCUGGGCAAGCCCGUACAAACUGUUUACUGACUUUAAGCUGGGUGCAACAAGUGACUAGAGAGGGUUUCACCUAUGUACAUAAAGCUUUUUUUUGUAAUGUUGAAUUGUAUUAAUAAACAUUUUGAAAUUAUUAGCAGAACUAAAUAUUUGUUUAGAUAUUAUGUGAGGAUGAGGGGGAAGGAAGAGAGACUAUGUCUAUAUUUGAACCCUCCUCAUGAUGUGUGCAGGCAGGGCUGUGUAAAUAUAGGCUGCUGUACAGUGUGCUCUGUUAACCUCUUUACACUUGUUGACCUGAUGAAUUGGGGAAUAUGAACACUCUUGUAUAAUCUUUAUUUCUACACUUUCCAACUGAGAAUUUUGUAACCUGAAGCUGCUGUUGUGCAGGUACUUUUGUCUACUCUAGUUCCCAUCACUAUGUUGGUUGAAAAAGCAGCCUGGUGGUACCUUGGUGUGAGUGGAGUUUUGCAAGAAUAAACUCACAAAGGUUUGGGUUUAACCCAUGUUGGCUUCCAGUUACUGAUCUGAUGUUAACAAAGCUGGAGAUUGUAUUUCUUUUUACCCUUUUCUGCUUGUUUCCUGAACCUCUAUCUCACUGCUUGUGGCCAAUUGAAUUUGGUGAUUUCUUUUUUUUAAAAAAAAUGUGCCUCCUUCAAAAUGUAUUCCUGUUUAUAUUAAAAAUAAAAUCUUCAUAAAUAUCA
Molecule: messenger RNA, 2481 nt
Organism: Callorhinchus milii (elephant shark)
Lineage: Eukaryota; Metazoa; Chordata; Chondrichthyes; Chimaeriformes; Callorhinchidae
Gene: plk1
Product: polo-like kinase 1 (Drosophila)
Exons: 11
Coding region: 2-1765 (587 amino acids)
Biological process (GO): protein phosphorylation; regulation of cytokinesis; mitotic cell cycle
Cellular component (GO): nucleus; cytoplasm; spindle pole
Molecular function (GO): protein binding; ATP binding; protein serine/threonine kinase activity
Source: RefSeq, a predicted model, not a curated record